Drosophila virilis is the source of this 1063-nucleotide messenger RNA. RefSeq names its product protein roadkill. Gene Ontology annotation, biological process: regulation of proteolysis; proteasome-mediated ubiquitin-dependent protein catabolic process. NCBI's taxonomy places the organism in Eukaryota, Metazoa, Arthropoda, Insecta, Diptera, Drosophilidae. Gene Ontology annotation, molecular function: ubiquitin protein ligase binding. The record is from RefSeq and is a predicted model, not a curated record. Gene Ontology annotation, cellular component: nucleus; cytoplasm.
GUUGUAACUUCUCUAGUUUCUCCCUAGUCGCAAAAGAAGGGUCUCCCAAAUCGCAUUCGUGUAGGCAAUGAAUAUGGCAGAGACAAGCACUUGGAGCUGCACAUUACCGAAAUUUUAUACGUUCACACAUAUUUGGACCAUCGAGAACUUUUAUUUGGUCUAUAAUAUGUGUGAGAAACUGGAAUCGCCGACAUUUUUCAGUGCGGAUCGCAAAUGGAGGCUUUGCAUCAAUACCAAAUACGAAGAUGAUUUGGUUAUGUUCGUAUUCACAAAUCUGCCAAAUGCCAAAGCCGUUGUCACCUGCUCCAUACUGGAUCGCGAGGAGACGGCCAUAGCCAUAUCUUUGAAAACGGCCUGUGAACGGGCCUUUAAGUUCAUGGAGUGUGGUGAACUAUUUGAUAAAUCCAAGGGUUAUUUGCCCAAUAACAAGCUAUCCAUAUGCUGUAAAAUCAUAAUGCUAAAGGAGACGAAAAGCAGCUGCGGACAGACGAAUAUGAUAAAAGUGCCCGAGUGUCAAUUGGCCGAGGAUAUGGCCAAUCUAUUCGAUAGUAAAAAGUUCAGCGAUGUGGCCAUUGUUGCCAGCAAUGGACGGGAAAUAAUGGCUCAUAAGAGCAUACUAUCUGCUCGCAGCGAUGUUUUUUCGGCCAUGUUUAAGCAUAAAACCGUGGAGAAUGAAGAGAAUCGUGUUGUUAUAGGCGAUUUAAAUCAUGAUAUUGUCAAAGAAAUGCUCAAAUACAUGUACACAGGCAAAUCAGCCCAUUUGGAUGUAUUCGCCAAGGAUUUACUAGUCGCUGCCGACAAAUACGCACUCGAGAAGCUAAAAGCGAUGUGCGAAAGUUCUCUAUAUAGCAAACUAUGCGUUAAUAAUGCGGCACAAACUCUUGUCCUUGCCGAUAUGCACAGUGCAACGCAAUUAAAGACACAAACAAUUGAAUUUAUUAAGGCACAUGCCAGCAAUGUUAAGGCCUCUGCGGGCUGGAAGAGAAUCGUACACACUCACGCCAAUCUAAUUGCUGAGAAUUUUCCAUAAAAUGGGCUACAAAAAUCUGCCAGAAAAAAAAAA